This is a messenger RNA of Didymella exigua CBS 183.55, 1015 nucleotides long. RefSeq lists its product as uncharacterized. The record is from RefSeq and is a predicted model, not a curated record. The coding region runs from base 23 to 784 and encodes 253 amino acids. Lineage: Eukaryota; Fungi; Ascomycota; Dothideomycetes; Pleosporales; Didymellaceae. The transcript has 3 exons.
CUCUGCCCCGCCGAGUACAACCAUGGUCAACCACACGGAUACUGCAACAGCGCAUGAAGCAGCUGCGCAUCGCCGCGGUAAGAUCACCGAGCGCAACCAGCAGCAGUCGCCUCUAUUGCGCCUGCCCCCCGAGCUGCGUGACAUGGUGUACGCAUACGCGUUCGAUACCGCCCAGAUUGACGCUGUCUCGAUUGACCUCACAGAUCCAUGCAGCAAAUGGAGGCCACGCGUCAUCGAAACAGGUGGUCCGCUUCUUCUCGCGUGCAGUCAGACGUUUAACGAAGUUACGCGAUUCAAAAAAACGUACCUUCACAUACGUUGUCACGAUAUGGGUUGGUAUUGCAUCCCAUGGUUGCCAGAUGCAAAGCUCAACGCUAUCCGGUCGAUCACCUUCGAAGGACACAUCCGGUCUCAGUGUAUAUAUAUAGCUGCUCUGGGGAGCAAGCAUGCUCGCGGUCCCUGGGGGAUGUUUCUUAUGCGAGCCGAACACUCUCGUCAGCGAGGCAGCAAGCCUGCAGUGUACUUCCCGUCACUUCAGAUCAUCUACAUAGAUGGCAUCACCGAGAAUGCAUCACCGACUGAACUGGUAAGAGAGAUCCGGAAGAAGGACAUCAGCAUCCAAAUCCGCUUCACGCAGGAGUGCGAGGACGAAAGCGCUCGAAUCAUCCGGGCUCAGAAGGAUAUGGUCAGAGAUCUAUUUGAAGAAUCCAAAGCCACACUCGCCAUGAGGGAGGGUAAAGCAAUUGCAAGAAGGCACUUAGCGCAGAGACGUUCGAGACAAUAGGUUUGGGCAAUCGGCUAGAAAGACCUGAAGCCACGCCACGAGGGAAGAGUAAGCAGCCGCAAACGGGCACUCGACGCAGAUGUGUUCGGAGAUAGGGAGGAAAAAGGCUUGGAGAUGCGAAGUGGAGACGGCUACAACUCCAAGACCCUCAAGACCGUUGAUCAUGGAGCCGAAACGGAAUCAAGUAGCAUACUGCACAAUAGUCAUUAUAUAUAAUGCGACUACCUGCCG